AUGCCGAACGAAAGCCCUACAGAGAUUGACAAAAUAGCUUACGAUGCACCACUUUCCUUUCCUGAACCGUCGCAAGCAUGGAAAAGCAAGAUGGGCGAGCGUGAGAACAACCGUACAGAGAAGCUUGUUUAUGGCAAGGACGUUCCUAUAGUCGACCUUAAGAACAGAUGGAUCAUCAUUUCUGGUGCAAAUAGCGGUAUCGGACGCGAGGCAGCUCUGACCUUUGCAUCGUGGGGAGCUCACUUGAUUCUCGCGUGUCGUGAGCCUGGCUCAGCUAGUCGUGAGCCUCAUCCGGUCGAGGUAGUCGAGGAGUGUAAAGCUGCUGCACGCGAGGGAGGGCAUGAAAGUACCACUAUUGAAUGGUGGCGAAUUGACAUGGCAGAUCUUGGAUCCAUAGAAGCUUUUGGCAGAAGAUGGCUGGCCACUGAAAGACCCCUGGACGUGUUGUGCAACAAUGCUGGGGUGGGGAGCAGCCCGGGUAAGGACGGCAAAGAAGGUGUCUAUCUGACGAAGGACGGCUUUGAGUUCAUUCAUCAGAUCAACUUCCUCUCUCACGUUUUACUGACCUCGAUGCUUCUCCCUUCUCUAGCCAAGGCAGAGGCGCCUAGAAUCGUAUGCUCAACAUCAUGUUUUCAUUACCUUGGUCAAUACGAUAUUUCCAACUUCAACGGCGGCACUGAGCUGGGCCAAGAAGGUGUAGGAAUGUACAAGAACAACAAGCUCUACUUUCAGAUAUGGCUCACUGAGCUUCAACGACGCCUUCUCCUGCACGGCGAGUACAAGCACAUCACAGUCAAUGGUUUUCAUCCGGGCUAUGUAGCUAGCGGUAUUUGGAACAUAAAUCGAGCUUUCUGGUUUCGCUGGCUCAUUGUGUGGAUUCUGAUGCUUAUGGCGAGAUUCUUCGGGAUCAACUGCCAACAGGGAAGUAUGGCGCUAGUGUAUAUAGCCACCGCCCCUGAGUGUGGACCAGACCCGAAAAAGCAAGGAGGCAAAGACGAGCGAGGCAGAGGUGGUGGAAGGUAUUUCAAUAGGAUAUGGCAAGAGGAGGCCAUGCCACAUUGUCGUGAUGCGGACGCUAGAUGCAGAGUCUGGAGGAAGGUGGCUGAAGAACUCAAGCUGAAGGAGCGAGGCUUGUUGGAUGUCCUGGGCUUCUAUGGUGGGACAAGCGACUGA
This is a messenger RNA of Lithohypha guttulata, 1173 nucleotides long. RefSeq lists its product as uncharacterized. NCBI's taxonomy places the organism in Eukaryota, Fungi, Ascomycota, Eurotiomycetes, Chaetothyriales, Trichomeriaceae. The record is from RefSeq and is a predicted model, not a curated record. Bases 1 to 1173 code for a protein of 390 amino acids. The transcript is spliced from 2 exons.